UAUCCUCGGUCCCUUGAAUUGGUUGCCGGCUUGAAGGCGGAGGAGAGAGGAUGCUGAUCGGCUGUUCCAGAUAGAAUCGGGGCAGAAUCCCUGCUUGAGACGGAGACGAACUCCGUUUCGAUCUUUAGCUCUGCUUAAUCUGCUCCAUCCGUCUCUGAUGUGCAUCGCACCCCCAGGCCUCUCUUCUUCUUUUCGUCCGUUUCGAUUUUGGCCGCCGCCCGCCACCCUCACUGUGGCCGCGGCCGAUUCUCGCCGGAGACGAGGCGUGCAAUCAUCCGGACAAGCGGAGGUCUAGAAAGGGGCAUUAUGCUCUAGUCUAUACAUGGAGAUUUUUGAGAGAAAAUUUUGAGAAAUUAUCUGGAUUUAUCUAUAUAUUUGCAAAAUGGUUGAAGCAAUUGGUACCUGAGCUGUUUAGCAAUGGACAACUUGGAUGGGGGCAUUGAUAGAAUAAGUGAAUUACCUGAUUCUAUUCUCCAUCACAUCUUAUCUUUGAGAACCACAAAAGACGCUGGAAGAACCAGUGUUCUAUCGAAACGAUGGAGGUACCUAUGGGUUUCUGUGCCUACUUUAUACUUCAAUCAAGAACAAUUCCCUGUCAACUUUCAGGAACAUGUGGACACUGUGCUGCUCCUCCGUCAAGAUGAAUCAAAUAUAUUGCAGUAUCGUCUGGUGAUUUCAGAUCACAUGGAUCAUGCUGUUUUACGUAGAUGGUUGCAGUAUGCAACAAAGAGAAAUGUUCAUGAGCUUGACUUCGAGCUUCUUGCAACUUGUGAGUUUGAUUGUUGUUGGACCGUGCCCCAUUGCCUUUUAACGUGCCAAUCGUUGCAGAAACUGAAGUUGGCCCUCCCCCGAUGGCAACUUGUGUUAGGUGAUUCUGUUGAUCUUAGUAGGCUUACAACUAUGCACCUCAAAGGUGUUAUUUCUUCUUCAAACUCGUUGAGUAGACUAGUUUCAAGCUGUCCUCUCCUUGAGGAACUGUGCUUGGAAGAUUGCAACUUCAAGGUUUUGACAAUUUCUGCAAAUGAGCUCAAGAGACUGACUAUAGCUCGCUGCAUUUUUGAUACCUUCAACAGAAUAGAGAUCUGCACCCCCAAACUAUUGUCACUCAACUACUCUUCAGGAAAAGCACAAGGAUGUUAUCUUCAUGACAUUUCCACUUUAGUCGAUGCAAGCUUAAUGCUUUUUAAUCUAGAGUAUUCAGGAUUGCAAUCUAGUAAAAGAUGGAGUAUUGAUGAAACUUUGCGAGGUCUUUCUAGUGUGAAGUCCCUGACCCUCACAUACUUGGGUGCUAAACAUCUCUCCUUAGAGGGACAUUUACUCGGUCGUCUGCCCAUGUUUCAUAAUAUGAAAUACUUGAAGUUGAAUUUGGUGCUCACCGGUGCUCACCUGCAGGCAAUAUCGUACAUGCUCACGCACAUGCCUAAUCUUGAUACUUUGGUGAUACGUAAUGAAGUGUUUUCCUUGCGUCCCAUGCGCGAAGAAAAGAUCAGUUGUUGGACAUCAGCAAAUCAUGGCAUCAGGCAGAUCGAGUUGCAGAACUUUGAAUCAAAUGAGCAAGAGCGGCAGUUCAUUAGUGUUUUAAAGACCGCGCUAACUUGCAAUGAAGCAUCAAGUUCUCUUUGCUUGAUCACUGAAAGGGGCAUUGGUGAAUCAAUUUCUCCUGCCUUGACCAGGGGAAACGGCACUGGAGCAUCAACUUCUCUUGCCUUGGCCUGUGGAGGCACUGGAGCAUCAACUUCUCAUGCCUUUACUAUAGGAAGGGACAGUCAGCCAUCUACCAAUCUGGCCUUUCCUGUGGACAGUGAACCAUCAACUAAUCUUUCGCCUUCCCCUUUCCCUUCCCCUUCCAUGGGAAGGGACAGUGAACCAUCAACUGAUAUUGCCUUGUCCAUGGGAAGGGACGGUGAACCGUCCACCUCUCUUGCCUUGACCAUGGAAAGGAGGGUAGGGACACCUCUCUUGCCUUGACCAUGGAAAGGAGGAGGGAAGGAGGAAGGGACAGUGAACCAUCGGCGAGUCUUCUCUUGUGAAGGAUCCUACAGUCGGCGACUGGAAUAGGAAUUUUAGGUUCAUCAUCAUCUAAACGUUGUCCGGUGCUUCUUACUUUCUGUUCUUUUUAAACUCAGUGCUGGUUAUGAACUUGCGCUUAGCGAGGCAAAAUUUCACAGUGUGAUGUGUUGGUAUGUUUGGCUUGAUAAAUGAGUGCUUUUUUAGUCAUAAAUCGAAAAAAGGUUUCAUUUUUGUGGA
Phoenix dactylifera (date palm) is the source of this 2247-nucleotide messenger RNA. Its product is annotated as F-box/LRR-repeat protein At4g14103. The record is from RefSeq and is a predicted model, not a curated record. Lineage: Eukaryota; Viridiplantae; Streptophyta; Magnoliopsida; Arecales; Arecaceae. Gene Ontology annotation, molecular function: protein binding.